Molecule: messenger RNA, 1496 nt
Organism: Syzygium oleosum
Lineage: Eukaryota; Viridiplantae; Streptophyta; Magnoliopsida; Myrtales; Myrtaceae
Product: RHOMBOID-like protein 2
Exons: 5
Coding region: 303-1307 (334 amino acids)
Biological process (GO): proteolysis
Cellular component (GO): membrane
Molecular function (GO): serine-type endopeptidase activity
Source: RefSeq, a predicted model, not a curated record
AAACAAAAGCGGUGCAGAUCCUCCUCCGCCGAAGCUCCUCCUUCCUCCGCCGUAUCUUCCUCCCUCCCUCCCGCCGCACUCUCGCCGCCUCGUCGAUCGUUCCUCCGCUUGCCUUCCCCUUCGAAGCCGCUCCUCGCCGCUCGAUUCCUCCUCCUCCUCCGUCUCCUCCUCCGUCUACUCCUCCUUCUCCUGCUUCGCGCGGCGAGAUCGCUGAGCGUAUAUAGUCGUGGGGAGCUCUCCGUAUCCGAGGCACAGCAACCGGUGGUUUGGUAUUUGGAUCGGAUUCGGUUGCGAUUCGAGCCAUGUCCGGCCGAGAUCUCGAGCGAGGCCCCGGGAAGGGCCCCGCCGCGGGCGGCGGCGGUUAUCCUCCCAGCGCGGGCUACAACCAGACGGCGUACUACCCGAAUCGCCGCGGCGACUCCGACAGCCAGUGGACGUCGUGGCUUGUCCCGGUGAUCGUCGUCGCCAACGUGGCGGUGUUCAUCGUGGCGAUGUACGUGAACGAUUGCCCGCGGAACAACCCCGGGUUCGAGGGCGGCUGCGUCGCCAGGUUCCUCGGGAGGCUCUCGUUCCAGCCGCUCAAGGAGAAUCCCCUCUUCGGCCCUUCUUCCAAUACAUUGCAGAAGAUGGGAGGUUUGGUGUGGUACAAUGUUGUACAUGGAAACCAAGGUUGGAGACUUGCCACAUGUAUGUGGUUGCAUGCCGGUGUCAUUCAUCUGCUUGCAAACAUGUUGAGCUUGGUCUUCAUUGGAAUUCGCCUUGAACAGCAAUUUGGCUUCGGGAGAGUUGGAGCAAUCUAUCUAAUAUCAGGAUUUGGUGGUAGCAUUCUGUCCUCCCUUUUUAUUCAGAACAAUAUCUCUGUCGGUGCUUCUGGCGCUGUCUUUGGGCUUUUGGGAGCGAUGUUGUCAGAGCUUCUAACUAACUGGACCAUCUAUACCAAUAAGGCUGCAGCUCUUUUCACAUUGAUAUUCAUCGUAGCCAUUAAUCUAGCAGUCGGGAUUCUCCCUCACGUGGACAACUUUGCCCAUAUUGGAGGAUUCUUGACAGGAUUCCUCCUUGGUUUUGUUUUGCUCGUCCGGCCCCAGUUUGGCUGGGUGGAGCGUCGCUAUCGUCCUGCCGAUGCUCGUGUCAAAUCGAAGCACAUGGGCUACCAAUAUGCCCUCUGGUUGAUUGCCUUGGUCUUGUUGAUAGUUGGAUUUGUGGUGGGGUUGAUCAUGCUUUUCAGAGGCGAGAAUGCAAAUGACCACUGCAGCUGGUGUCACUACCUCAGCUGCGUCCCGACUUCGAGAUGGAAGUGUAAUAACUGAGAAAAGUCCGAGAGUUCUGUAUCUCAUAUGCUCGUGUUCAUUGGUACAUUUGAUUUUCUUUGCAUGUCAUAACUAGUUCUUUCAUUUGUUUAUUGCGUGACAUCCCUUACCGCUUGUGUAAAUCUGUAGCUUCAGACACCUCUUCGUUAUUUUGCCCGUCAAUUUAUAGAAAUACAGUAUACCCAGGUC